Molecule: messenger RNA, 3513 nt
Organism: Xyrichtys novacula (pearly razorfish)
Lineage: Eukaryota; Metazoa; Chordata; Actinopteri; Labriformes; Labridae
Source: the annotation of a GenBank genome assembly
AAUCAGGGCGCUGUCUCACUCAACCCACCGUCCAAUGGGAAUAGCGCGCGUGCAGGUGGCUUCGCUAUUAUCAGCGGGUCCCGCUUCCCCCCGCAGCUAAAGAGCAAGCGAGUCAAUUUAUGGAAAGACGAGCCGAGUCCUUUAAUGGUUUCCCAUCAAAACCACUGAAAACAUCAUCAGAGAGGCCGACUCCCGCGCGGCUUCCUGUGGCGGGCACGUUCAGUCUUCAAAGAGCUGACAGAAGCAGACCGACGACAAGCACGCGGAGACGUUUGUGGGAGUUUUCGAGCUUCUUCGCUUCUUCUUCCCCAGAGAGGAGAGAAGUUUUCCAGCAUUCCCAGAGUCUUCCUGCUCUUCUUCUUCUUCCUCCUUCAGGAUACUUCAGGAGAGGGCGAAAGAAGUGGCCUGGCUCCUUAAAAUCAACCUUCCAACUUCAAUUUUAAGUUUGUUUUUUUAUUUCAGUUUUUCUUUUUAAUCUGAGCGCGUCCCGGUUCAUGUUUACAAAUGUUAGCGGUCGGGCAGAUGGACGCUAACCGGCAGAGUGCGUUCGUCCUGGGCAGCACCCCGCUGGCGGCGUUGCACAACAUGACCGAGAUGAAGACGUCCUUGUUCCCGUACGCGCUGCAGCAGAGCCCGGCGGGCUUCAAGGCGCCGCAGCUCUCAAACCUCAACUCCCAGAUCUCCAUGGGUACCCCGCAUGGAAUAAGCGACAUCCUCGGGAGACCCAUCACCACGGCCGGGCAGCUGCUCUCCGGGUUCCCCAGGAUAAACGGUCUAGCGACCACCGCAGCCGCCGCCGCUGCGGGGAUGUACUUCAGCCCGGCGGUGUCGCGGUACCCGAAGCCGCUGGCGGAGCUGCCGGGAAGGGCGCCCAUUUUCUGGCCCGGGGUGAUGCAGGGUUCUCCCUGGAGGGACCCACGGGUUCCUUGUCCUUGUAAGUCCUCUCUGUCUCUUAGUAUUUACUCUCCAUGCAUGUAUUAUUUUUAAUCCUUUUCAUGUGACUAAUAACAUAAUUCAGCUCAGGAGCAGGCCUGUCAACACAGAUUUUCAAGUUUAUUUUAGACAUGGAUUUGAAUUUGCUCCAAGCUGAAACCAGAGUGAUAAAAUAUUAUUACGCACUGUGUGUUCGCCAUAAAUUCAUUGUACUUAAACUGGAAGUUCCUAUUAGAUAAUAAAAAUGUUAUUGAUACUUGGCAAGACUUUGAAACUUAUUAAUUAAAAACCUUCACAUAAAAAUCUGUGUAACACUGUGACAAAUAGUGUGUCAGUGAGCUAAUCAGACACACUUCGGUCAGUUUGGAAUUAAUUCUGCUAAUAAAGUGCGUCAACUUCUUCAGGCAUAAAUACUCUUGUGUGUAACCAGUUCUUGUGUUUGCAGCUCAGGCGAAUAUGAUGGUGGACAAGGACGGGAAGAAGAAGCACUCCAGACCUACUUUUUCAGGACAGCAGAUUUUUGCACUGGAAAAAACUUUCGAGCAGACGAAAUACCUGGCCGGCCCGGAGAGAGCGCGACUGGCUUAUUCUUUAGGGAUGACCGAGAGUCAAGUCAAGGUAAAACUACACUUCAGAACAUCUGUGUGGACAAUCUUAGUUUUGUGUUUGUGUUCCCAAUUUCACGAAAACCAAGAAUGUGGAAUCCAAGGAAAUUAUCUUAGAACAAUUACGCACAGUUUACGCACAAGAGACUUAGAUUAUUUCUAUAUCAUACCUCAUUUCUGUUAUUAUUAUGUUGUAGUUUGGGUCAUUUGCACCUGUUGUUAUUGGUUCGGACCUGUUGAGCAUCUGUGCGCCUCUCUUCUCCUCCUCCUCCUCCAGGUUUGGUUCCAGAACAGAAGAACCAAAUGGCGAAAGAGACACGCGGCAGAGAUGGCCACGGCCAAGAAGAAGCACGACUCUGAGACGGAGAAGAUGAAGGAGAGCUCGGAGAACGAGGACGACGACGAGUACAACAAACCGCUGGACCCAAAUUCAGACGACGAGAAAAUCACGAGACUGUUGAAAAAGCACAAGGCCACCAACCUGGCGCUGAUCAGCCCCUGCAGUAACAGCUCGGACACCUUGUGAUGCCCACACCUGGGGAAGGGCAAAGCGUGAAGGGGGGUCCAUUUAAAAAAAAACAAAAAACAAAAAACAAAAACAAAACAAAGAGAAACUUAUCGCACUCUUUCUGACCUCCUUUCGACCUGACAUAAUGAACAGACGCCUGUGGGGAUGCAUUUCACACAGAAAAAAGAGCGAGAAAUUGGAGGAGUUUGCUUUGAGACAUGGAAGACAGACUCACCAAAAUGUGACGAGCGCUUGGCUGCAUCCAACCCCCCCAAACUUUUACAGACUCUGAGUACUCGGAGAUGUAAACUCCUGUCAGAACUGGACUCAAAAAGGAAAAAAAAAACAUGUUGGGUCAUAAAAUAGCAAAUCACUUUUUACGAGACCAAGUGGAGUUUUAACAACAGGUGUAAAUGUAACAAAACAUUAGACAUACACACACCAUCCGGAUCAGUGUUGGGCUUCAUAUGAGUGAAGAAUCACCUUUAAUUCCACUUAGAGAUGCUUUAUUUGAUAUAUAUCAUGGCAUUUAUUAUCUUUUAUUAUGCGUAAAACAAUAAACCAAAACUCAGCACCCUGGAAGGCCGCGCAUUCAGCUCCAAUUCAGACCAGUUGAUGGUCUUUGUAAUGUUUACUAGAAUUAAAACGACAAAUUUGCACUCGCCUUUUAUUCUCAGUUAUGGAAAGUGUGCACAAAUUUUGCAUAAUUCAGUUUUUAAUUUUGUUUUUUUUUAAUAUGGUUAAAAAUCUCUAAUGCUCCGUUUUUACGCGUAAACUCAUUUUUUUUUCAGAAGCCCACACUGAUCCGGAUCUGGACAAUGUUAAAACAAUGACAGGUGUAAACGGGGCCUGUGAUGCUUCUAAAGCUCAGUUUAAGCAGGGUAUCCACUGUCCUAAGAGGCGAGUGAGCAGAGUGUUCAGAGGGCGUAUAGGUUUGUGAUGAAUGGAUGAAUUGUGCUGCAGCCUAACGAUGAAACUGUACGUGUGUAGAUUGUAUAUAUUUUUUACUGAAUAAGUUAUGUUCGGACGCGCUUUCUUUUCUUUCACCCCUGGUAGACCUGCUGCUUCCCUUUUUUUCCCCUGCCUUUCUCCUCGUUUUUUUUCACUUCAGCUCUGAAACAUUAAUGUAAAGACGCAGAAUGCUGUAAAUAAUCACUGUAAAAAAACACACAACAGCUUGUUUUAACACCACAGUUCACAUGUUUUUUUUUUUGUUUGUUUGUUUAAUUUGAAAUAUUGUUUUAUUUUUUUGACCUCAUCAGCACAGAGCGGAGCAGCAGCAGACUGGAGCCUCGUUUUUGUUGGAUGUAAAGAGAGUAUUAUCACUUCCAGGAAGGCUAAAGGAAGAAAAAACACUUUGUAUAAUGAAUAAAUUAUUUAACAAACGUUUUUCUUUUGUUUUAUCAUGGGUUUUGUUUGAAUGUAUGGGCUUAAUAUAAAUUAAAGACAAAUUCAUGACUAUCAUAA